CACCCGUAUAUAAUAACGCGUAUAAAUCUAAACUUAUAUCAUACGUUCAGUAGAACUCAAUCGGUACACAUCUCCUACAAUGGCAUUCAAGUUUGUAGUAUUCGCCUGUUUGGUGGCUGCCGCCAGCGCCGGAGUAUACCCGGCCGCCCCCGUGGCGUACUCCGCCGCCCCCGCCUACGUCGCCCACCAAGCGUACGCUGCCCCCUUGGCGUAUGCUGCCCCUGUCGCUAAAGUGGUCGCCCCCGUCGCCAAGGUCGCCGUCGAGGAGUACGACGCGCACCCUCAGUACAACUUCGCUUACGACGUGCAGGACGGUCUCACCGGUGACUCCAAGAGCCAGCACGAGACCCGCGACGGAGAUGUCGUACAGGGCUCCUACUCCGUGGUAGACCCUGACGGUACCAAGCGCACCGUGGACUACACUGCUGACCCCCACAACGGAUUCAACGCUGUCGUGCGCAAGGAAGCCCUCGGACACGUCGCUAAAGUCGUCGCCCCCGUUGUCGCCAAGGUAGCUGCCCCAGUCGCCUACCACGCUGCCCCCGUUGUCGCUAAAGUCGCCGCCCCUGUGGCCUACCAAGCCGCCCCUGUGGCCUACCACGCCGCUCCUGUGGCCUACCAAGCUGCCCCCGUCUACCACUCCGCCCCCGUUGCCUACUCAGCCUACCACCACUAAGUGGUAACGGCAGGUUGUUAUUAGUACAAUUACCGAUAUGAUGAACUGAAAAUAAAUAAGAAUUUAAAUUAUUGAAA
This is a messenger RNA of Spodoptera frugiperda (fall armyworm), 753 nucleotides long. Its product is annotated as larval cuticle protein A3A-like. The record is from RefSeq and is a predicted model, not a curated record. The transcript is spliced from 2 exons. Gene Ontology annotation, cellular component: extracellular matrix. NCBI's taxonomy places the organism in Eukaryota, Metazoa, Arthropoda, Insecta, Lepidoptera, Noctuidae. Bases 80 to 676 code for a protein of 198 amino acids.